Molecule: messenger RNA, 429 nt
Organism: Laetiporus sulphureus 93-53
Lineage: Eukaryota; Fungi; Basidiomycota; Agaricomycetes; Polyporales; Laetiporaceae
Exons: 1
Coding region: 1-429 (142 amino acids)
Source: RefSeq, a predicted model, not a curated record
AUGGCAACGACCGCGACAGAUACUCGCAAUGACGAACUCACAGAUCUCCUCAGCUAUAUCUCACAGCUCGGUCUAGACGACAUUGACGACCUCCUGUCGCGUAACGCCACUGGAUCAGGAGACGCCCUUAAUGACGAGGAGCUCGCUUUGUUGGUCUUCGCUGAAGAGGCUCAAGGUCUGCUAAAUAUCGUGAAAGACCACGUCUCGGCUGCUCCAUCAGGCGUUGUGGAUGAUGUGACGACAUUGUUGGAUCAAUUGGUGGUCAUGGAGGACAUGGCGCGGUACGACAGAGAGAUGGCUAUUGCACUAUCAGAGGGCCGUGACCCACCUCCACGCCCUGUGCGGGCCACAAUCAACGCUUCCGCCGUAUCUCAUGCCGAAGCAACUCCACCGCCUGAGUAUGCUUCACCAACUUCUGCAGAUAGAUAG